AUGGCAGCAAUUGCAGCAUACAGGCAUCUGCUCCGCGCAGCCCGCAUUGCCUUUCAGGGAGACCAACCGAUCUUGAACGCAGCGCGCGCCCAAAUUCGUACUGGCUUUCGCGAGAAUGCAUCUCUAGACCCCAAGAGCCCCGAGAUUGAUGGCCACAUUAAACACGCCGAAGACGUGGCAACGAUACUGCGAGAGAAUGUUGUACAAGGCAGAAGGAGUGGCGACAAGUAUAAGUUGAGGAUACACGAGCACACGGAACGCGGCGACAACGAUACAGUCAAGAUGGCAGGAGGAAAGACGGUCAAGAUCGGUGGUGGCUGCUGCUCCAGCUAA
Messenger RNA from Pestalotiopsis fici W106-1, 333 nucleotides. Its product is annotated as Mitochondrial zinc maintenance protein 1. Lineage: Eukaryota; Fungi; Ascomycota; Sordariomycetes; Amphisphaeriales; Sporocadaceae. Gene Ontology annotation, biological process: mitochondrial respiratory chain complex III assembly. The record is from RefSeq and is a predicted model, not a curated record. The transcript is spliced from 3 exons. Bases 1 to 333 code for a protein of 110 amino acids.